GUCUGUGUGAAUGAAGACGGUGAAGGUCUUUUUCAGAAUUGAGCUGCCUAAUAUCAGAAACGGGGAAAAGUCUCUCUGAUGGAGAUGCAAAUUUCAAAGCUUCAUCCACUUUGGGCAUGUUCAUACGUGAACCUCUCGCUUUUCAACUAAGAAAGUUGAAUUCUUUCGAUGUUAAUCUCACGAGGGUUUUCAACCCAAAAUUUCUUUAAGGAGACAAGGUAAAGCUGAAGUAAGGGAUGCUUGACCAGUUGGUUUAUUUUCUCAUGCUGAAUUAGGCAACAAGUGGUGGUCCUUUAAGCUAAAUUUUGUCUUUUCUAUUUUUCCCUAUUUUGGAUAUACUUAAACUACACCUAACAUCCACCACAUCCCAAAUAAUCCAAAGCAAAGGAAACCACAAAGUUGAGUGACUGUAAUCAUCAGUCAUGCCUUUAAAUUGCUCAAGCCUGGCUACCAGAGUUCCACAUAUCUUGGAGCAGUGCAGAAUUAUCAAUCCCCAGAAUCUAACACAAACCCAUGUAAGAAGUUGCUUCCUUUUCCUCCCCAGACACAGGGUAAGCCCCCGAAGCAAUUCACUCCGCGUUGUUUCUCGAUCAAAAGGAAGCUGCUCUUCUUCAACAAUGGAAGACCAGAAAAGCCUAGACAUUCCUUCUGAACCAGAGAAAUAUUCCAAAGAAUUGAAUAUUGCUGUCAGGGCUGUGCAGAUGGCUUGUUCUCUUUGUCAGGAAGUGCAAGAUAGCUUGAUUUCUAAGACCAAUAACCAAAUUCAGUCCAAGGAUGAUAAUUCUCCAGUCACAGUUGCAGAUUGGAGUGUCCAAGCAAUAGUAAGCUGGGUACUAUCUGAAUCCUUUGGAAGUGAAAAUGUGUCUAUAGUUGCUGAAGAAGAUGUCCAGAAUCUCUCCAAGGCUGAUUCAGCUGGCCUGUUAGAAACUGUGGUGAGAACAGUGAAUGACUCUCUAUCUGCGGCACCUUGCUUUGGCCUUGAAGGUCCACGCAACCCCCUGUCAAGUUCAGAUGUUCUUGAAGCAAUUAGUCGAGGCAACUCUACUGGAGGCGCUACUGGAAGAUUUUGGACGCUUGAUCCUGUUGAUGGCACAUUGGGGUUUGUACGUGGUGAUCAAUAUGCUGUGGCUCUGGCACUGAUAGAGGAUGGAGAGGUUGUGCUCGGGGUUCUUGGGUGCCCAAAUUAUCCAAUGAAGAAGGAAUGGCUAAAUUAUCAUCACCGCUACCAUAGAAUUAUAUCUAAACUGACCCCAACAACAUCUGAAUCUUGGGACAAAGGUUGUGUGCUUUAUGCCAGAAAAGGCAGUGGUGAGACCUGGAUGCAGCCUUUGCUCAAGAAAAACAAUAAGCUAAUAUGGCCAAAUUCUGCAAUACAGGCUCAGGUAUCCUCCAUUGAUAAUCCUGCAUUGGCUACAUUUUGCGAACCAGUUGAGAAAUCAAAUUCAAGCCACUCCUUCACAGCAGGACUAGCACACAGCGUUGGCCUUAGGAAACAACCAUUACGGGUAUACAGCAUGGUUAAAUAUGCAGCCAUAGCUCGAGGGGAUGCUGAAAUAUUCAUGAAAUUUGCAAGGACUGGGUACAAAGAGAAGAUAUGGGAUCAUGCUGCUGGAGUUGUGAUCAUACAGGAGGCUGGUGGUGUGGUAACUGAUGCAGGAGGCUGUCCUCUGGACUUUUCAAAAGGUAUAUACUUGGAAGGUCUUGAUCGGGGUAUAAUUGCCUGUGCUGGUGCCAAACUACAUGAAAAAAUCUUGAGGGCUGUUGACGCUAGCUGGAAUUCCUCCAGUCUAUAGUAACUCUGCCUCGCAACAUCAAUAAGGCUGCUUUUAUAGUCUCUUUUAUGUUUAAUCGUAUUCUCUUGUCUAUAUAUCGAGCUCAAAUUAUCAUCCUGCAUGACCAUCAAACCCAGGCUACCAUGGUUGGAUAUACUCUGUAAAGCUUGAUUCAACAUAUAUCUUAAGCUCCUAUAGAAGUAGCCAGGAAAACAUGUUUAAAACCGAAAUAUUAACCAGGAAAAAAUAAGAUAAACUUCUGCAU
Molecule: messenger RNA, 2037 nt
Organism: Rubroshorea leprosula
Lineage: Eukaryota; Viridiplantae; Streptophyta; Magnoliopsida; Malvales; Dipterocarpaceae
Source: the annotation of a GenBank genome assembly